Messenger RNA from Fomitopsis serialis, 1065 nucleotides. RefSeq lists its product as uncharacterized. The coding region runs from base 336 to 1028 and encodes 230 amino acids. The record is from RefSeq and is a predicted model, not a curated record. NCBI's taxonomy places the organism in Eukaryota, Fungi, Basidiomycota, Agaricomycetes, Polyporales, Fomitopsidaceae. The transcript has 4 exons.
GUAUGGAUUUGGUGCGCGCGCGGGAUCGCUUGAGGGUGCCGUCGCCAGCGAGCGCCACCGUCACAACAGGCCACAAUUGCUAGCGCGCAAGAGCGCUCCUCUCAGUGUCCUUCGAUGCUGAUCGGUUCGAUUCGCCAUCAAUUGUACUUCAUUCUCAGUUUUUACUCAACGACCCAUAGACUCGGAUGUCCGCAGGCGGUCUCUCGCCUUCAUAUAUAACUCAUGAAGCACCGUUGCUGCACCCCAUUCUGCCGUCCAGUUUGUCUUCCCUCGGCCUCUCAUCGACAUUCUACUUCUACUGUACCACCACAGCACGCUAAGUAUACGUCGGUGGAAUGGACAGCGCAAGCUCUGGCUGUACUGCACAGCAUACUCUUGAGCCGCAGGGUGCAUUCGUCACGUCUCUGGACGAGGAGGUGAUCACUGAGCGACCCCUUUAUGUUGCAGAUGCCGGGGAGCUUCCGCAGCUACGGUGUCAGGGAUUGUACCCCGACAUGAGCACCGCGGCCCCGAGGCGUACAGUUGCCCUAGGAUGGCACGAGCCGUCGGCAUAUUCGCUUUCGUCGGCCAUAAAUUUGACGAGCACUCGAGAGACGCAUGCAGUCGGGACCGAUGCACUCUUUUUUGACACCCCCUCUUUAGACACGCCCUUGGAGUUCUUCGACACACCCUCUCUCAACACACCCUCUCUCAACACACCCUCUCUCAACACACCCUCUCUCAACACACCCUCUCUCAACGCAUCCUCUCUGUACACACCCUCUUUCUAUGCAUCUUCCUUUGGCAACCCUUCCUAUGCAAGUCCCUUCGACUUCGACCACACCAUGAUGUCUCCGUUCGGUACCUCACAACUUGGCCCAGCACCGGACGAAGGCCACCAACGCUGUUUUUCCGACUCGGAGCCCUUCGGUGGCAACUGGCCUCCGUCGAGCAGCCUCCGAGUCGAUCGACCGGUGAGGCCGAUCCCUCAGUCUGUUACAGGCUCCUUCCCAUCCGCCUUCGGGGGUAGAGGGGAUGAAUCCGAGUGAGCGAAUACGAUGCUCAUUCUCGAUCCUAAGUCCUGUA